UGAAUUUUUAAAUAAGUCGGGGAAAUACAGUGAGAAAGAGAGAGAGAGAGAGAGAGAGAACAAUACUUAUAGUUGGAAUUUUAAUAUGGACUUUUUUGAAACAAUUAUUGUAGCUACGAUAACAUUUGUUUUCGGUAUAAUAUGUACGCUCAUAUUGGAGUUUUACUUGUUGAAAAAAUAUUUGGAAACAGGACCCUUAGCGAAACCUCCAGAGGAAGGAGUGAAACAUGGAAAAGCGCAGCUACCUCAGGAAUUACUUGAUAAGAUACAAAAUGAAAAAACAAAUCCUAAUAGUAAUAUCGCACGACAAAAUAUUUAUCAAGGAAAUGAAAAUCUAGCGAUAAACCUUACUUUGCAAUUUCUUUUCAACGAAUUACGUGAUGCCGAACGCGUUCGUCUCUGGCUUUAUAGAAAAUUGAACAAUGAGUUUAAAGAACUCUUAACGCAAUCCACUACUGGAAAAUUACUUGAUAGUGUCAAGUUGAGAAAUUUAAAUUUGGGUACCCAAUUUCCAACGAUAAAGGGUUUGGAAGUAGCUGAUUCUAAGAUAGAUGCAGAUACUGGAUUAUUAGAAUCAUUAGAUUUAUCCCUUGAUUUGCAUUAUUCAGGAAAUUUUCAAAUGUCUAUAGACGUUAAAAUGUUAUUGGGAAAAACAGCUUACAUGGCUCUGCAAGUGAAACGAGUUACCGGUCGAGCUAGAUUACAAUUCACACGUGUACCGUAUACACAUUGGUCUUUAAGUUUUUAUUCCGAUCCUAUUUUGGAAUUGGAAGUACAAUCUCAAUUUCAAGGUCGUCAACUGCAACCACAAAUAAUAUCGUUAAUUACCGGACAAAUAAGAAGAGCUGUACGUCGGAAGCAUACAUUGCCACGAUACAAAAUGCGUUAUAAACCAUUCUUCCGUAGAUUAAAUGACGAAGUUAUGGACCUAUCUGAAGUCGCCGGUAUGCAAUUUACUCCAGGAUUUUUAGAAGUAACGUUAUUAGAAGUUAGUAGAUUAAAUGUUGGGCCUAACAUGCUCAAUGCAGAAGAUAUUUCUCAAAUAGAAGUGCACUGCACAAUGAGCGUAGACUCGACACCUUGGGUACAUUUAACGCAAUAUAACGGUGUACCUUACAUGAUAUUAGAUUUAAUUAUUAGCAAAAUUAGUUCCCAACAACUUGGCGUAGUAUUUAAACAAGAACUUGUUCCUGAAAUUGGCCAAGUAUGCGUAUUAGUUGAAACUAUAGUAUCCGGAAGUCCAGCAGCUAUAGCUGAGAUGAAAAAAGGUGACAUUUUAAUAGCCGUAGAUGGUAAAAAAAUCGCCAAUAUGAAUCAAGUAGCGAAGCUUGUUAAAAGCGCUGUACAGAGACGUUUCAUUAUUAGAGUAGAAAGAAAAUAUGUCAAAGUAGACUCGGAGAAACAAACUUCUAUCAAAACUGAUAAUGAAACUAAGUCUGUUAUAGACAAAAUUGUAGACAAAAAAACAAGCAAAAUUGAUUCUACUGGAAUCAAGGGAGAUAGUACAGAUGAUCUUAGCAAAAUGAAAUUGGAAAGUCCCGUUAAAUUAUUAGAUUUAAAAGAUACCGAUAGCGAGAAUGUAGAUAAGUCAGAAUUUUCUAGUAGAUUGUUUAGAAGAAGGAGAAGUAGUAAUACACAUAUCGCAGAAGAAACAACUCAAAUGCCUGAAACACCGUCGAGAAGAAUUUCAACUGCUUCCAGUCUAUCCACGACGUCUAGCAAUGUCCAAUUUUAUUCUAUCGACGAUACCAAUGUCACUAAUUUAUCAGAUUUAUAUUAUACUACGAAAGAAAAGGGAUUUGCUUCUUUAAUUACUUUUGAAGAAACUAGACAUUUCCAAAUAGAUUCCGAGCAGCAUUAUUUAAAUAUAGGUGUAUGGGGUCGUGUUAAAUCUUACGAAUAUACUCCUAAAUUAUUAGGAUACAUUAACGCUCCUAUAAAAUUAAUUGUAGCGCAGUGCGCUACAUCCUCCACGGGUCAUUAUCUCAAAUGUCAUGCUUUAUUACCACCGGAAAGUGCAUCUUUAGCGACAUCCAAUAAUAAAUUACAAGGGUACUCUGGUUUUGAUCCUACUCUUUGUUUCGGUGACAUUUUAAUGUCCUACAUGUGGGAAAGCAAUGUGCCAAAUCGUCAUAUCUCUAGUGAAUCUGUAAAAAAGGAAAAUGUAGAAACUAUUAAAGCUCAACCAAUUCAAAACGAAGAAGUAACUGGAAAAAAACUCCAUGAUUUUAUCAGAACGCACUUCCACAGAGCAACUCAUUGCGACUUUUGCACGAAAAAGAUUUGGUUAAAAGAUGCGAUACAAUGUAGAGAUUGUGGUAUGGUAUGUCAUAAAAAAUGUGAAGUUCGUUGUCAAGCGUCAGGAAUAUGCAGUUCGGACACUUUAGCGGCAUUGGCAUUAGAAGCAGAUGAAAUAGAGCCUACUGCUAAUAUUGGCGAGUCAAGUCCGGAGAUAUCUCUUACCGGUUGUGAAGAUAAUGUUCAGGGUGCAAGUAUGAUGGCCAUGAAGGCUAGUAUAGCUAACACACUCUUGGGCCUGAAGAAAGCUGGGAGUACCAGUUGUUUGGCUCCACCAACUUCCGGUAUCGGUCUGGCAUCUAGAAGUCUUCCCCCAAGUCCCUGUGCAUCCCGCAAGAGUUCAUUGGUUGGAGGUUUGGGUAUAAGUCCUGAACUUCUGGAAAGUGCUGAACCAAGCGUGGCAGCUCCUCUCGUGGCAGGAGAUUUGGAUGACGGUCUUAUGUCUAGAGCUAAGGAUACUGGAAAAUUCUUAUAUAAAUUUCUGAAGCCAUUAGAACGUGUCGAGAAAAUGAACGAUAUGAUAGGGAAACUAAAAACUGCCCUAGAUGCUGAAACUACCUCAAGAUUAGAAUUAUCUCAAAGCGGAGAGAACGAUAGUAUUAAAUUAAUUGCACAGAGUGAUUUAAGAGUGCAAGCAUUGAGUGUCUUACUUCUUCAUUAUUGUGCCGGUUUGCAGCAUGCGCAAGAGGCAUUAGAAAAAGCAAAAAACGAAAAUUGAAUUUGAAUCCAACCAUAUGUGACGCUGCAUGAUAAAACUCACCUAGCAUGUCAAAAUUCGAGUUUUGAGUUAAUGACGAAUUUGCAUAUUCUACGAUACCAUACAAUAAUAUAUUACAAGUGCGAAGUUGAUAUUGAAAGCGUAUUACUCCUGAAAAUUAAAAAAAUGCAACAAAA
This is a messenger RNA of Polistes canadensis, 3192 nucleotides long. It is a transcript of the gene Pdzd8, whose product is annotated as PDZ domain-containing protein 8. The transcript has 10 exons. The coding region runs from base 86 to 3016 and encodes 976 amino acids. Gene Ontology annotation, molecular function: lipid binding; protein binding. Gene Ontology annotation, biological process: mitochondrial calcium ion homeostasis. The record is from RefSeq and is a predicted model, not a curated record. NCBI's taxonomy places the organism in Eukaryota, Metazoa, Arthropoda, Insecta, Hymenoptera, Vespidae. Gene Ontology annotation, cellular component: mitochondria-associated endoplasmic reticulum membrane contact site.